AUGUGUCGGAUUCGAUGCACUGGCCACACCAUCUACUACUCCGGAGCUCUAUACGAGGCUAUGAAAGCUGGCCACAAUGACACGGUGAUGUCCUUUCUCCAAGGUUUCGAGGUAACAGAGGUGGCCGAUUACGAGGGCGUUACUUUGCUACAUCUAGCCGCGGCUUGCGGCAAUGUUCCAAUAACCAAAUAUCUUAUUAAGGCUGGUUAUGUAAUAGACGUUGUAGAUAAUUGUGGGUGCACUCCUCUUCUGUUCGCCGUGCGCAUGAAUCGCUCCAAGGUCGUUCAGCUCCUCAUCAAUUCCGGGGCUGACGUGAACUUCCAGGACGCUCGAGGUAAGACGCCGAUGCAUCGGGCAGUGAGAAACGGUGAUUAUGAGCAUGUUAUGUUAUUAUUGAGCCACGGGGCUGACAUAAACGUUAAGGACGUGGAGGGUGGUACGGCCGUGCGCAGUAUCAUCCUCUGCUCCAAGCAUCCAGAAAUAUUGAAGCUACUUAUGGCCAACGGUUCCAAUAUCCACGAUGUCGACAAGACCGGGAAAAUGCAAUGCCAAUAUAUCUUCAAGUACGGCAACGAGCAGGCCGUGGAAAUCCUUUUGAAUUACGGUGCGGACAUGUCGGUGCAGGAUUGCUUCGGCGAUACGCCCUUACAUUACGUUGCCUGUAACAACGACAGGGACGUGAUAAAGGUCAUUUACCGAUGUCAGCUGUCGGUAGACGAGAGAAACCUCGCCGGGCAAACGGCGUUACACAAGGCCGCCGAGGUCGGCAAUCUCAAUUGCACCAAGCUCCUGCUGGAGAAGGGCGCCGAUCCAAAUGGUAAGGACCUCAUCGGGAGGACGCCGCUCUACUUCGCCGUGACGAAUAACAAUCGGGCUUGGCUGGAGGUGCGCUCGGAUCUCAUAAGAUAUUUAUUCCAAUGUGGAGCGCGUCUGAGCGAGCCGAUCGCGAAUCGUCACAUCGUCAAGUUCGUGGUCGAGCAGGGCAUUUAUCCCAUAACCUUUACAGUCGUCGAGCACAUCGCUAAACUCGACUCCUUGCAAAUAAGCGUAACGGACAUCGAUCGGAAGGCCAUCGAGACUCACUCGGAGAUCAAGGACUAUUACGAGUGUUGUGUGGAAGAGAUCGAAUCGAUGAAAACGAAAACAGCAUUCGGCAGAAUCACGUAUUACAAUCUCCUGUGCGACAGUGUUGAAAAAAUUUGCGCCUACGCGAGGAACGAGAGCUUUACGAACUGUUACAAGAUGGUCGAGCUGUUGAAACAUUAUCCGAAACAUAGUAGAACGUUGUUCAAUAAGUGCACGAUGGUUUACGAGAGAUUUAAAUUCAUAGAGAAUGCCGCGGUUUUUCUCAGCACUAUUAUUCCAUAUACCGAUCCUCAUCAUUUGGCUAUUAGACGAAUUAUUUAUUAUUUAAGUGCCGAUGAUUUGCGACGUUUAGCUAGAUAA
Molecule: messenger RNA, 1446 nt
Organism: Ceratosolen solmsi marchali
Lineage: Eukaryota; Metazoa; Arthropoda; Insecta; Hymenoptera; Agaonidae
Source: RefSeq, a predicted model, not a curated record